AUGGAUAAAAAUGAAUCUACUCCUCUAUUACAUGCAUCUGAAAAUGGUCAUCUUGGAGUUGUUCAAUAUCUUAUAUCUGUUGGAGCCGAUAAACUUGUGAGAAAUGCUGAUGGAUCGACUCCACUCAUUUGUGCAUCAUCUAAGGGUCAUCAUGAAGUUGUUCAAUAUCUUAUCUCUAUUGGAGCUGAUAAAGAAGCAAAGGAUAAAUAUGGAUAUACUCCACUUAUUCGUGCAUCACAUGGAGGUCAUCUUGAAGUAGUUAAAUAUCUUAUCUCUGUUGGAGCUGAUAAAAACGCAAAAACUAAUUAUGGAUCUACCUCACUCAUUUAUGCAUUAGAAAAUCGUCAUAUUGAAGUUGCUAAAUAUCUUAUCUCUGUUGGAGUUGAUACAAACACAAAAUUGAAAUCCGGAAUUACUAUACUUAACUGGACAUUAGAAAGGGGUUAUCGAGAAAUUUUUAAAUUACUUAUUUCUGCUGGAGCUAAUAAAGAAGAAAAGGAUAAAGAUGAACGGACCCCACUCAUUGUAGCAUCAUAUUAUUGUGAUUUUGAAAUUGUUAAAUAUCUUAUCUCUGUUGGAGCUAAUAAAGAAGCAAAGGAUAAAGAUGGAGAGACUCCACUCUUUCAUGCAGUAACAGGUUACAAGUGUCUUGAAGUUGUAAAAUAUCUUAUCUCAGUUGGAGCUAAUAAAGAAGCAAAGGAUAAAAAUGGACAGACUCCACUCAUUUGUGCAUCAAAAAAUGGUUGUCUUGAUGUUGUUAAAUAUCUUAUCUCAGUUGGAGCUAAAAAAGAAGCAAAGGAUAAAGAUGGAAGAACUUCACUCAUUUGGGCAUCAAAAAAUGAUAAACUUGAAGUUGUUAAAUAUCUUAUCUCUGUUGGAGCUAAUAAAAAAGCAAAGGAUAAAGAUGGAAAUACCGUCCUCUCAGUUGCAGGAGAAAAUGUUGUUUUAUAUCUGAGAUGCUCAUGA
This is a messenger RNA of Trichomonas vaginalis G3, 966 nucleotides long. RefSeq names its product ankyrin repeat protein family. The transcript has a single exon. Gene Ontology annotation, molecular function: protein binding. Lineage: Eukaryota; Parabasalia; Trichomonadida; Trichomonadidae. The record is from RefSeq and is a predicted model, not a curated record. The coding region runs from base 1 to 966 and encodes 321 amino acids.